AUAUUUUUCAUCGGUGUUAUUCAACUUGUUCACAGUCAGUAAUAUUUCAUUCUUGUAAUUGUUUAUCAAAUAUCGAACGAGGAGAAAUUAUGCUUACAAGCGCUAUAAGCGCUAAAGCAAACGCAGCUUAGGUGUACCACUCUAGCGAUCGGUAGGUCAAUUACGUUGAUGUUUUGCCAUCGCAACAUCGUGUCGCACUUCAAGUCUUCAACAUUGUGGUUAUCGUCAUGGCCGGUAAUUAUAAGAAUUUUAUAAGACUAUUGGAAUCGUGGCCGUUGGACAAAAGUAAAGUUGGCAGCGACUUGGGACAGCACAUUCGUGAUCAAGUGAAGAUUACGUUUGCGAAGGGUGAAGCUACUAUCCAACGGGAUCCGGAACAAUGUAAUCGAUAUUAUUCAAGCUUGAAAAAGAUUUCAUCUAAUCAUUAUGGGCAACUUUAUAAGCGCUCCUUACUGAGCACUGCGACUGGAUUGACGAAGGAUCAAUGUAGUUUGGCGUUGACACCAGAAGUAUUAGAGUAUUUGAACGAAGAGAAUAAAACUUUCGUCCGCAGAUUAAAAAAAUCAUUACGAAAUAUUUUUUCAAAAGAUGAAUAGGAUUAGGUUUGCCUGUUUUGCAAAUAGGUUUAGUAAGAAUAGGUAUUUUGUUAACAGAAUACACAUAUUGCAAGCAAGAACUAAUUUUCAAGGCUCAGUUAAUGUGAGGCGAUAUAGUUUCAAAUAUGAUGUCAGUGUUGA
This is a messenger RNA of Monomorium pharaonis (pharaoh ant), 737 nucleotides long. Its product is annotated as ubiquinol-cytochrome-c reductase complex assembly factor 2. The record is from RefSeq and is a predicted model, not a curated record. NCBI's taxonomy places the organism in Eukaryota, Metazoa, Arthropoda, Insecta, Hymenoptera, Formicidae. Gene Ontology annotation, cellular component: mitochondrial matrix. The transcript has 2 exons. Gene Ontology annotation, biological process: mitochondrial respiratory chain complex III assembly. Bases 228 to 596 code for a protein of 122 amino acids.